Molecule: messenger RNA, 951 nt
Organism: Colletotrichum aenigma
Lineage: Eukaryota; Fungi; Ascomycota; Sordariomycetes; Glomerellales; Glomerellaceae
Exons: 1
Coding region: 1-951 (316 amino acids)
Source: RefSeq, a predicted model, not a curated record
AUGCGUGUUGGUAACAACCUAGCGUGUCCCAAUCCUACGACGGUUCUCGAUUUUCUUGACGCGGAGACUCAGCUGGGCCGGCUUGACAAGAUUCACGAUGAUCUCUGGCUAGCAGGACGACCUGUUCCACCGCGACCUCUCUAUACCCAACGGAUCCUCAAACGCGAUAUCUACAUUACCGAAGACCUGGACAUGCACCUGGUCUGGGGCGAUGGGCGUAUCUACCUCAAGCCACUGCCUAUUUUCAUGCUGGAGCCGUGCUUUUGGACCGAGGCCUUGCAGUGCUGUUGCAAAACGCCGCAAUAUCAACCCCCUCAACAGUCUUCCAGCGAAGGCUCAUGCGUAUGCGAGCGGCUGGGCCAGUGCAGAAAGCGUGCCCGGGGCCUUCUGUUCUCCUACACUGGUCUAGUGUCCAACAAGAGCGACCACGCCAUCGCCCUGGCGAACGGUCUCUUCCCCGCAAGCCUGACUUGGCCCAAAUGGCAAAGGAUGGCCGCGCACACCCUGAGCAACCCUGACCUCUACAACUCGAUCGACCGCCGAUUCUGGUACGGCGAGCUCCGCCUCACCAGACUGAAUAAAAUAUUUUUCUACAAGUACACGCCCGGAAAGCAGUACAAGUCGCAGUGGAACCAGUAUAGCUCCUUUUUUGAUGACAACUUGGGCUUUAUAGUGAGCACCUUUGCUUACGUAGCCAUCAUCCUGACAGCGAUGCAAGUCGGGCUUGCUACGGAGCUUCAGCACAACACCUCUUUCGAGUCGAUGUCUUCCGGUUUCACCAUCUUCGUCAUCAUAGGUCUCGUCGUUGCCCUCAGCUUCGUCAUGAUUGCGUUCCUGUAUCUCUUCGCGAACAACUGGGUGCAUACGAAGAAUUUUGAGAAGAAGAGGUUCAAAGAGUUCCACGAAUACGGAAACUUUGUUGUCCGCUCCAAGGGUGUAGCGGCGAUGUAG